Molecule: messenger RNA, 2865 nt
Organism: Atta colombica
Lineage: Eukaryota; Metazoa; Arthropoda; Insecta; Hymenoptera; Formicidae
Gene: Sirt1
Product: NAD-dependent protein deacetylase sirtuin-1
Exons: 10
Coding region: 6-2672 (888 amino acids)
Molecular function (GO): NAD+ binding
Source: RefSeq, a predicted model, not a curated record
GAACCAUGCUGGGGAAAAGAGAAAAAGAAGGAAGAAGGGAAAAGAAGAGAAGGAAAGGUAAUGGUGGAAGGACGGGUGAAGGGGGAGGGGAGGGAGAAAAGGACGGUGUUACGGACGGCGGGGCGACCUCUGGGGGGACGGGGACAAGGCGAGGGCCGAAGAGCAUCGCACUAUGCGUUGCAUGCAUUGCUUGGGCAUUGCUGUCGAAUAUGGCGUCGAGCUCGGAGCUGCUGGAAUAUUCGUCCCCGGUGAAGCGUCGUAAGGUCGACGGCGGCAGAGGCCACGGGAGCAUCAGCGCAGCUUUGGCGGAUCCGCAGCGUGGCGAGACUUCACACGACAGCCCACACGACGAUCUCGAAGAAGCACUUGGUACAGACAGUGGAUUUAAUGAACUGAGUGAUGAAUCUAAAUCAGCUUCCAUAUCUCCCGCAGCCUCGAGUUUAAUAUCACCACCAUUAAGAGUUGAUUCCAUCAGUAAUGAUACUGGUUGUCCCAUUGAUGCAGAUGAGAAAGAUGAAGUAUCCUCUACUGUGUCAAAUCUAUCAGAUUUAUCAGGUUUGUCUGAUCUUUCUGGAGAAGCAGAAGUCAAUCAUCAGUGGAGAAAUGCUUCUUCAUGGAUUCAGAAACAGAUGUUGACGGGUGCCAAUCCUAGAGAUCUCCUACACAAUCUGCUCAUGGAUUCCAUACAAGUCCCUGAACAAGUUGACGAUCUCACUUUAUGGAAGAUUAUAAUCAAUAUGAUGUCCGAACCUCCAAGACGGCAAAAGCUUAAACAUAUAAAUACUUUAUCUGAUGUCGUACGAUUAAUACGCAGUAGCAAGAAAAUUAUAGUAUUGACUGGCGCGGGCGUAAGUGUCAGCUGCGGUAUUCCUGAUUUUAGAAGUAGAGAUGGUAUUUAUUCAAGAUUAGCGCAGGAUUUUCCAGACUUACCAGAUCCACAGGCUAUGUUUGACAUUGACUAUUUUAGUCAAGAUCCCAGACCGUUCUACAAAUUUGCGCGCGAGAUAUAUCCAGGGCAGUUUAAACCUAGCCCUUGUCAUAGGUUCAUCAAAAUGUUAGAAAAGCAGAAGAAGCUCUUGAGGAAUUAUUCACAAAAUAUUGACACUUUGGAACAAGUCGCUGGUAUCGAAAAUGUGAUUGAAUGUCAUGGCUCUUUCGCUACCGCAUCGUGUACAAAGUGUAAAUAUCAAGUUAGAGCGAAUGACAUCAGGGAAGAUAUCUUCGCACAGAGGAUACCUACGUGUCCAAAGUGCCGUGUCAAUGCAUUGCCCUCUCUGUCCGAAAUGAAUUGUAGCGAGAACUAUAGAGAUUUGGUGUCGCAAGGUAUAAUGAAGCCAGAUAUUGUCUUCUUCGGUGAAGGCCUCCCAGAUGCUUUCCAUGACGCGAUGGCCAAAGAUAAGGACGAUUGCGACCUUCUAAUAGUUAUUGGAUCAUCUUUGAAAGUUCGGCCGGUUGCCCUAAUUCCUUCAUCCAUUCCGUCGCAUGUACCGCAGAUCCUUAUUAAUCGAGAACCAUUACCACAUCUCAAAUUUGAUGUUGAGCUAUUGGGAGAUGGUGACAUUAUUAUAAAUCAAAUUUGCCAUUUAAUGGGCGAUACUUAUGAGGAAGUUUGUUGGUACGAUAAAUUUCUGACGGAAGUCUCGCAGCUUUUACCAUUGCGAUGUCUGUCUGAUGAUACUUGGGAACAGAGUCAAGACACGACAAGUAAUACUGAAAUAUCGCGCGAUAGUGCAGAAGUUGAUUUGAAACCUCACACUGUUGUAUCCUCGACUGAAAGUCAGGAUAGCCUUUCUAUCACGAAUGUAAUGCCACAUCACUGUACAAAUGAUAUCGAUGUCUGUGUAUCAUCUUUGCAUAGUAAUCAUAUUCAGGUGGAGAAUCCAGAAGAGAUCUUCAAUAUUCUAGGAGAAAGUCCGAAAAGACGAUUGGGCGACACUAGUAUAGAGAACAGUCCUAAGAGGAUGAAUUUUGGUAGCACACGCGAGACAGAAGUUGCGAGUUCCACAUCACCAGUGAAAGUGAAUACUAAACACACAAUGAUCUCGUCAGAAAACGAACUUCACAUUACAUAUGAAAAUAAUUCGGAAGAAUGUCAGGUGGUGCCGACAGUAUUAUCUCUUUCUUCAGAAGCUGUAAUAAGCGAAACUACUCUGGAGUCUCACAAGUCGCUAAAUAAGUGUGGAAAAUCAAAAAAGUAUGAUGACGUUGUCGCGAAUCUAGAUGCUACUAUUGAAUCAGACAAAACGAUACCGAAACCGAGGCAAGCAUCGGUAGACUCGGUAUUGGAUUCAGGUAUAGGUGAUAGUUGUAACAGUAUUGAUAGCACAGAAGAAAAGUUUCAUAUAACUGAAUUGAAGAACCGAAGAUUAGAGAGACAUUGUUGGCAAUCAAAGAUUCGGGAGAGCCUCGCUACUAGAUUACCAGAAAAUUCCUAUUACCAAUUGGCAGCAGGCAGGUAUAUUUUCCCUGGCGCGGAGGUCUAUUCCGAACCUGAGCAAUAUGAUCAAUGUUCCCUUUCGGCAAAUUCCGAGAGCACAGAUAGCGACAGUGAUUCUUCUUCCGGAGAAGAAGAAGAAGAAGAUGAGGAGGAAGAGACAGGCGCGGACGAUGAUCUGUCAGAGGAUACAAAUGCCGAUGCCGACACUAACGGUCAAAACAAUGAUGCAAAGUGAGCGAGUAAUUCUUAUACUAUUACACAACAUUAAAUAAUAUUAAAUGGAGAGUUGCGUUUGGACAUGACGAAUAGUUUUAAUGUUAUUCUAUCGAUUUUUAUCAGCAUUUGUUGCGAUAAUCUGUAUAGAAUAAGUAAACGGUGCAAUUUUUAUCGAUUCAGUUACGAAGCAAAGUGAUAUCUACACACACAUA